AUGAACGAGUCGGUGGACUCCAGUAACGGCUCCAGUGACGCUGCUACCCCCGAUGAGGAGGCGCCGCUGCUCGUGGACGCCUGGCUGGUGCCGCUGGUGUUUGGGGUCAUCAUGGUGGUGGGACUCACUGGAAACUCUCUGGUUCUCCACGUCAUUUCAAAGCACAAGAAAAUGUGGACAGCAACCAACUUUUACAUAGCGAAUCUGGCGAUGACUGACAUCACGUUCCUGGUUUGCUGUGUGCCGUUCACUGCUGUGCUGUAUCCUCUGCCCAGCUGGGUCUUUGGAAAUUUCAUGUGUAAAUUUGUGAGCUACAUCCAGCAGGUGUCUGCACAGGCUACCUGCGUGACACUGACCGUGAUGAGUGUGGACCGCUGGUACGUUACCGUGUACCCACUGCGCUCUCUGCAGUGUCGCACCCCAAGAGUUGCCACCAUGGUCAGCCUGGGAAUCUGGAUAGGAUCUUUACUGGUGUCUGUGCCAGUGCCUCUAUAUACCAGGACUUUAUCUGGCGAAUGGUAUGGCCCUCGGGUAUUCUGCACCGAGACCUUUCCCACAACAACACACAAGAAGGUUUUUAUCCUCUACAAUUUCCUGGGUGUGUAUAUGCUCCCACUGGUGACGAUCUGUGUGUGUUAUCUGGUCAUACUGCACCAAAUGGGCCGGCCAACUGUGGAACCUGUCGACAAUAACUAUCAGCUGCAGGUCCAGACUGAGCGCAGUGCUGCUGUGAGGGCUAAAGUGUCUCGUAUGGUUCUGGUGAUCGUACAGCUGUUUAUUCUGUGCUGGGGUCCCAUUCAGCUUUUCAUCAUGGUGCAGGCCUUUAGUCCGCACUUCCGCCAAGACUACUACGCUUACAAAGUGAAGAUAUGGGCCCACUGCAUGUCAUACAGCAACUCCUGCAUUAAUCCUAUUGUCUACGCCUUCAUGGGUGCCAACUUCCGCAAGGCCUUCAAGAGAACUUUUCAUUGCCUCUUCAAGCAGCGGGUGUCUGUCGCCCAGCAGCCGAACGCAAAUGCCAACACAGAGAUGCACUAUGUGUCAUAGGAUCUGUUUCAGAGAUUCAAAGUAUCUUUUGGUCAUAUAAAUAUUCCCUGUACUCAAUACUGAGGCUGUAAUGUUAAAACGUAGUCUAGACUGUAUUCAUAUUAUAAUGAAUGUUGUGAGUGUUUGAAUGUUUGUAAAUUUGUAAGAUAAUUUGAUUUGAUGAAUACUAUAUGUUCAAAAGUUUGUAUACAUUUUUUUUUUAUUUCUUUGA
Molecule: messenger RNA, 1258 nt
Organism: Pygocentrus nattereri (red-bellied piranha)
Lineage: Eukaryota; Metazoa; Chordata; Actinopteri; Characiformes; Serrasalmidae
Product: G-protein coupled receptor 54
Exons: 5
Coding region: 1-1047 (348 amino acids)
Biological process (GO): neuropeptide signaling pathway
Cellular component (GO): membrane
Molecular function (GO): G protein-coupled peptide receptor activity
Source: RefSeq, a predicted model, not a curated record